CAGGUGCCAUCCGCCGCCAUCCGCCCUCUCUGCCCCCCCAUCCCCAGGUGAGGGGGGUGAGUUCAGGAAGCAGAGACCCCGAGGAACCCAUCAGGGUCACCAUUUGCAGCGCAACAUGGCAGGAGCUGGAGGAGGGAAUGAUAUUCAGUGGUGUUUUUCUCAGGUGAAAGGAGCAGUAGAUGAUGAUGUAGCAGAAGCAGAUAUAAUUUCUACAGUAGAGUUCAAUCAUUCUGGAGAAUUGCUGGCAACAGGAGAUAAAGGUGGUAGAGUUGUCAUCUUUCAACAGGAGCAGGAGAACAAAAUCCAGGCUCAUAGCAGAGGAGAAUAUAAUGUUUACAGCACCUUUCAGAGCCAUGAACCAGAGUUUGACUACUUGAAAAGUUUAGAAAUAGAAGAGAAGAUCAACAAAAUUAGGUGGUUGCCCCAGAAAAAUGCUGCUCAGUUUUUAUUGUCUACCAAUGAUAAAACAAUAAAAUUAUGGAAAAUCAGUGAAAGGGACAAAAGACCAGAAGGGUAUAACUUGAAAGAGGAAGAUGGAAGGUAUAGAGAUCCUACUACAGUUACUACACUACGUGUACCAGUCUUUAGGCCCAUGGAUCUAAUGGUUGAAGCCAGUCCAAGAAGAAUAUUUGCCAAUGCUCAUACAUAUCACAUCAAUUCUAUUUCUAUAAAUAGUGAUUAUGAAACAUAUUUAUCUGCAGAUGAUUUGCGGAUUAAUCUUUGGCAUCUGGAAAUUACAGACAGAAGUUUUAAUAUUGUGGAUAUCAAGCCUGCCAAUAUGGAAGAACUAACAGAGGUGAUUACAGCAGCAGAAUUCCAUCCAAACAGCUGUAACACAUUUGUAUACAGCAGCAGUAAAGGAACUAUUCGGUUAUGUGACAUGAGGGCAUCUGCUCUCUGUGACAGACAUUCUAAAUUGUUUGAAGAACCUGAAGAUCCCAGUAACAGGUCAUUUUUUUCUGAAAUCAUCUCCUCUAUUUCUGAUGUAAAAUUCAGCCAUAGUGGUCGAUAUAUGAUGACUAGAGACUAUUUGUCAGUCAAAAUUUGGGACUUAAAUAUGGAAAACAGGCCUGUGGAAACCUAUCAGGUUCAUGAAUACCUCAGAAGUAAACUUUGUUCACUGUAUGAAAAUGACUGCAUAUUUGACAAAUUUGAAUGUUGUUGGAAUGGAUCUGACAGUGUUGUUAUGACUGGAUCUUAUAAUAAUUUCUUCAGAAUGUUUGACAGGAACACGAAGCGAGACAUAACCCUAGAAGCAUCACGGGAAAAUAAUAAACCUCGCACGGUUUUGAAGCCACGCAAGGUCUGUGCAAGUGGCAAGCGAAAGAAAGAUGAAAUAAGUGUUGACAGCCUAGACUUCAACAAGAAAAUACUUCAUACAGCCUGGCACCCUAAGGAAAAUAUCAUUGCUGUAGCAACCACAAACAAUCUGUAUAUAUUUCAAGACAAAGUGAAUUAGGGUUGGCGUUCCCAGCAGAAGAUCCCACUUCCUGCUUAGUUGAGAUAGUUGAAUCUAGUAUUCGUACCUAUAAAAGAGAGAGGUCCAUUGUGGCACCCCUUUCCAGUGUUUAACAAUGUGCCAUCUGACAACACAUUUUUAUAGCUACAUGGAGAAAGCUCUGUGGAUUCAUCACUCUGCUGUUCUCCAUGUCUGCUAGCCAUUUAGGUAAGGGUAGGGCACUUUUAAUUUAAAUGACUUCUUGCACCAUCUUGCCUAAUGGACUAGAUUGGACUGUAUCAACAUUGAUUUACUCCACUUUUUAUGCCUUCCAUUGUGAUGACGUCAAACACAGUGAAAGCCUUCAGUCAUGCUAUGGGAUUUAAUUGUGUAUCCUCAUUACUGUAUCAUUUGUGGGGUACACCCUCCCCCCU
Molecule: messenger RNA, 1872 nt
Organism: Choloepus didactylus (southern two-toed sloth)
Lineage: Eukaryota; Metazoa; Chordata; Mammalia; Pilosa; Megalonychidae
Product: serine/threonine-protein phosphatase 2A 55 kDa regulatory subunit B alpha isoform
Exons: 2
Coding region: 116-1459 (447 amino acids)
Biological process (GO): peptidyl-serine dephosphorylation
Cellular component (GO): protein phosphatase type 2A complex; cytosol
Molecular function (GO): protein binding; protein phosphatase regulator activity
Source: RefSeq, a predicted model, not a curated record